ACUUUAUCUUCUCUCGCUCUCACUCAUGGUUCAACAUUCAUGCAGUGCACAUAACUCGAGUGUCUGAAUUUCAUCCUAUGACCAACGCCCGGAGGAGUACGAAGCUGCAAAUCGAACCGGAGAUCCGGAAUCCAAAAUCGUCUGCUUUACAAAGAACACAGUGCAUUUUGAGAACAGAAAUUUCUGACUUAAGCAAUGAAGGGACCAGAAUUUCUGGCUGGAGCCGCCAAGGCAGCAACAUAUAAUAUGCUUUUACAGUUGUCCAUAAGAGCGAUGACCUUCUUUCUGAAUGCUGUUGUGUUGAGGUACAUUUCAAAGGACAUGCUUGGAGUUGUCAAUGUCAGACUGACCCUGCUGUACAGUACAACCUUGUUUGUUUCCACGGAGGCAUUUGACCAGGCCGGUCUCAGUAAGAUUGAAGGCAAAAACUGGACACAAGUGGUAAACCUUAUGUGGUGCUCGUGGCCAGUCAGCAUCAUAAUCUGUGGAAUAUUAAGCAUUGUGUGGCUGUUUGCUCUGACACCCCCAGACCCAGAAGAUAUACCCUACUAUGGAUGGGGUGUAGUUAGCUUUGCACUGUCAACCAUCAUUGCAGUCUUGGCUCGCCCACACUAUAUUGUCGGCCAAGCUCAUCUAUUUGUCAAACUCCGGGUUUUGUCAGUUGGGCUGUCAGAAUUAGCCAAGUGUCUCACUGUUGUGUAUUUGGUUAUAAACUUCCCAAAUCUAGGCCUCAUAUCCUUCUCAUUAGGACAGAUUGUCCGUGAAGUAACCUAUACUUUGAUGUAUUACUUGACCUUCUACUGGUAUACAAGUGACAAGUCAAAACCUGAGGAUUUUGUGUUCCAGACGCCUAGAGAUUUCCUACCUCAGAAACCUAAAGAUAAGAAAUACUUGGAUGAUUAUAUGGUUUCCCUGACAGGAAGUUUCUUUAAACAGUCUCUUCUCAAACAGUUCUUAACUGAAGGGGAGAAAUAUGUGAUGACGCUGUUCAAUGUGUUCAACUUUGGAGACCAGGGUAUAUAUGAUGUCAUCAAUAACCUUGGCUCCAUGGUUCCUCGCUUUAUUUUCAUGCCUCUUGAGGAAAGUGGACGACUCUUCUUCUCCCAAACUUUGAUACGGGGUAAAACCUACAGAGACCAGUCCAAUGAGUCGUUAGACUUGGCAUCGCGUGUCUUGUAUAGCCUGCUUAGAGUCGUUAUGUUGAUAGGAAUAGUCAUCUUGGUGUUUGGGUAUGCAUACUCAUUCCUCACUCUCGAUUUGUACGGGGGUGCAGUACUCUCAGAUGGCGCGGGUCCCACUCUCCUUCGCUGGUACUGUCUCUACGUAUUAAUCCUCGCCAUCAACGGUAUCACAGAAUGUUUCUACUUUGCCACCAUGAGUCAGACACAAAUAGACCAGUACAAUCAAAGGAUGGUGGUGUUCUCUGUGAUUUUCCUUGGUUCGUCACUCCUGCUCACCAGUUGGUUUGAGAGUGUUGGUUUUAUCCUGGCCAACUGUAUAAACAUGUGUACCAGGAUAGCUCACAGCGUCUUUUUUAUCCACGAAUAUUAUCAAGGAAGCACAUAUCGUCCAUUACUUGGUCUUCUUCCAUCCAAGUCUCUGCUGCUCAGUCUGGCCAUUUCAUUUGUCAUUACAGUGACAUCAGAGAUAACAUUUUGUUGUGAUGCUGGUAUCUACUACCGACUGCUGCAUAUUGGGAUUGGCGGCGUGUGCUUCAUAGCUGUCAUAGGUACCAUCCUUUUAACGGAGGCAGAACUUGUCAGCUUCGUGUGGGAGUAUUUAUUACGCUUUAAGUCUUCCAAACAAGUUAAAAAAGAAUGAAAACAUCAGGUGCCUCUACCUCCAAAUUCUCAUAAUAUGAAGAUGUAGUUCAUCAGGGUGUUGUCACGGACACCAUCACAUGACACUAUCACAUGACACAGAUGAGGUCAAGCCUUUUAAGAACUCAUUGACUUGUAUGCAGACUCCAACAUCUCCUUUGUUGGAAUAUUCUGAGAGUGAUAACAGAGGAAGGGCCAAAAGGAGAUUCAGUGGUAUAGUGUUAUCAUCACUGUGUGUGAUUUAAGAAAAUUCAACUGAUGAUGAAAGUUUCAUGGAUGGCAAAACUGGAAGCUGUAUAGUAACAAAGACCUUGACAUUUGAAAAUGGAGUAUUCAACCCCCUGUGAAUUUGUUUUGUGACAUGAUCAUGACAAUAAUACUUUUGUGAUCAGGAUAUACAAAUAUUUUAGGUUUACAGCUAUAGAUGGAAGCACUGAAGGACAGGACAGUGUCAUCUUCUGUACCAAGUGGCUGUGAUUUGCAGGAAAAUGAAAUCAUUCAUUAGAGAUGUAGAAGUUGGGAUGAUUUUGAAGUGAUGUUUUAAAAUUUGUGUUUAAAUCAUCUUGAACAUUCCUUCUUGUUAUAGCCAGAGAGUUUGAUUUUGAAUCUCUAUAAUCGCUGUUGGAGGGGCCUACCGUUAUUGACAUAAAAUAGGUACAAUAUGCCAUCACUAGGUACUGGCUUCUGUGUCUGUUUAAUUACUGACGACUCAGGAACUACAUUCCGUUGUCUCACUUCUCUAAUAACAUCUCUUUCUGAUCCAGUUACAUUGUUAAGUGUUAUUAUACACCAUGGAAUUUUGGAGGUGUCAAAACAUUACGAUAAAUACAAACACAUUUGCUAACUCUCACAUUCUCAGAGGGAGAAAUUUCAUGUCUUCCCAAGAAAAAUCCCUGCUCACUCACUCCAGAUAUAACAUCACAUCAUAAGAAAAUCCCUCUAUAUUAUGCAAAGAUUUACCAAGAUAAUUUCAUCCUAAUAGGAACAACUCUUAUGCAAUAGACAAGAUCAAUGGUGCAACCAUGAAGGAACAGAUGUAGAAAGGAUGAAAUGUAUUCCUAUUUUGUAAUGCAUUUUGUUUAUGGCAGGAAGGGAAAUUUGAAAAGUUUGUGAUGAGGAUAUGGGCAAUAUUUUUUUAUCUAAAAGUUUGUAUCACAGGUCAUUAAGCUAUGGCAUUUACAGUUAAGAGAACUUUGACCAAUGUUUCAAAUGGACACUGAUCCAAGGGUCAUUAUACAAAUGAUUGAUGUGCAAAGACAAAGACGAUUACAUUGAUUUUAUAAAAUCAACAGAUUCUGUUAAAUAUUAGAUGAUUUACACCAGUUCAUUAACAGUUGGGGUCCUU
Molecule: messenger RNA, 3165 nt
Organism: Ylistrum balloti
Lineage: Eukaryota; Metazoa; Mollusca; Bivalvia; Pectinida; Pectinidae
Product: protein RFT1 homolog
Exons: 13
Coding region: 196-1821 (541 amino acids)
Biological process (GO): dolichol-linked oligosaccharide biosynthetic process; glycolipid translocation
Cellular component (GO): endoplasmic reticulum membrane
Source: RefSeq, a predicted model, not a curated record